This is a messenger RNA of Ichthyophthirius multifiliis, 1221 nucleotides long. RefSeq names its product ubiquitin-protein ligase, putative. The record is from RefSeq and is a predicted model, not a curated record. Gene Ontology annotation, biological process: protein polyubiquitination; proteasome-mediated ubiquitin-dependent protein catabolic process; positive regulation of protein catabolic process. Gene Ontology annotation, molecular function: ubiquitin-protein transferase activity. The transcript is spliced from 5 exons. Lineage: Eukaryota; Ciliophora; Oligohymenophorea; Hymenostomatida.
AUGGGUUUCCUUCAUGAAAAAAGUAGGUAAAUUAACUCUUAAAGAAAACAGAUAAUUAUCUAUGGAAUUUAAAAUGUCAUAUUUAAACAUAGUAUCAGAAAUUCAAGCUAAAAAAAGAAAAAAAAACAUGAUUACAGUUUUGAAUAUUAUGGAGAUUAUUAACCUUAAAUAACUCUAAAUGUAAAUCGUGAAGAAAUCUGGACCUCUACAAUAGCCGAAUUAUCAAAACACGAUCCUGCAAGUUUAGUUCAUUAAUAAUUAAUUAUAAAUUUUGAAGGUGAAUAAGGUAUAGACUAAGGUGGUAUGGCAAGAGAAUGGGUAAACUUAGCUUUAAAAGAUGUACUUGAUCCAAAGAAAGGCUUUUUUUAAUUAAGUUCUAAUAAAAUAACAUUAUAGCCGAAUCCAUUAAGUACUAUAAUUCCUGAUAAUUUAUUAAAUUUCCGCUUUAUUGGUAGAUUAGUAGGCUUAGCUUUAACAAAUAAAAUAGACUUCGAAAUAGAUUUAACACGAUCAUUUUUAAAACAUAUAUUAAAAAUACCUUUAUAUAUAAGUGAUUUUGAAGACUUUGAUAUUUAAAUUGGUAAAAAUCUAUUUUGGAUAUUAGAAAAUGAUAUUACAGGAUGCGAUAUUAUGUAUUGUGUUGAAAAUAAUUAAUUUGGAAUUAAUGGAUAAAUUGAUUUAAUUGAAAAUGGUAGAAAUAUAGAAGUUACAUAAGAAAAUAAGAAAGAUUUUGUGAAAGAUUUCGUCAAUUAUAAACUUACUUAAGAAAUUAAGCCUUAAACAUAAGCUUUUAUUAGUGGAUUUUAUGAUGUUAUACACCCUGAAGGACUAUUAUUUUUUGAUGAAAGAGAUUUAGGUUUAAGAUUAGCUGGUUAAAAAGAAAUUAAUAUUAAGGAUAUGAAAUAAAAUACUAAAUAUGGAGGUAAUUAUGAUAAUGAUUCUAUAUAAAUUAUAUGGUUUUGGGAAAUUUUAGAUUAUUUUAAUGAAGAAAUGAAACAAUCUUUUAUUUUCUUCUUAACAGGAGCUUUCAAAGUACCCUUUGGUGGAUUUGAAGCUAAUCCAAUAGAAAUAUUUGAUAAAUAAGGUGUUGUUAAUAGCCUACCUAUAGCACAUACAUGCUUUAAUAAAUUAGAAUUACCUGUUUAUUAAUCUAAACAAUAAUUAUAAUAAAAACUUAUAUAGGCAAUUACUGAAGGUUCUAAAGGAUUUCAUUUAAAUUGA